AUGGUGAAGAGUAAAUCACCUUAUGAGGAUCUAAGAUCACAGAGGAUAGAGGAAAAUAAAAAGAGAAUUAAAGAUUUCAAACUCAAUCACUUAGCAAUCAAUUUCAAGAACUCCUCUCCCAACUCCUCACAGGUGAAACAAUCAAAACCCAGGGUUUUGGUUCAGAAAAAAUUGGAGUUUGUUCAAGUAAGAAGGUCUAAUCGUUUAUCUGAUAAACCAGCUCCAGUAUACGAAGAGGUUUUUGUGUACGAAUACGCAAGGCGAAGAUCUAUCAAUGGAUUCUCUAAACCUAGAGCUAUUCCAUUAGGCGAUUUUCCUAUAACAACUGAAAUUGAUAGAAAAAAUGCAACAACUAAAGCAGUAAAUGUAGAAAAGAUAUUGGGGGUGAUGGGUUCCCUUGCUUUGAAAUACUUGCCGAAACGCGAUGAAACAAUUACUCUUGUCGAUGAAGUUGGGGAAGAGUUCCCAACUAAUUACCUUGCUCUGAAGAAUGGGUUAAGUUGUUAA
Molecule: messenger RNA, 507 nt
Organism: Papaver somniferum (opium poppy)
Lineage: Eukaryota; Viridiplantae; Streptophyta; Magnoliopsida; Ranunculales; Papaveraceae
Product: B3 domain-containing protein Os06g0194400-like
Exons: 4
Coding region: 1-507 (168 amino acids)
Source: RefSeq, a predicted model, not a curated record